Messenger RNA from Aphidius gifuensis, 971 nucleotides. Its product is annotated as equilibrative nucleoside transporter 1-like. The record is from RefSeq and is a predicted model, not a curated record. Lineage: Eukaryota; Metazoa; Arthropoda; Insecta; Hymenoptera; Braconidae. Gene Ontology annotation, biological process: nucleoside transmembrane transport. The transcript has 6 exons. The coding region runs from base 159 to 971 and encodes 270 amino acids. Gene Ontology annotation, molecular function: nucleoside transmembrane transporter activity. Gene Ontology annotation, cellular component: plasma membrane.
UAAGAGUAAUAAUAACGCAAUUAGGAACAAUAAUAUUGUUUUUAAUAUCAACGCUGUUUGUAAAAAUAAAUACUGAUGAACGGCAAUAUUUUUUUUUGGAAAUAACACUUAUAACGGCAGCCGGAUUAAAUGCAGUUGGUUCGAUACUUGCUGGAACAAUGUUUGCUAUUGGUGGAUAUUUUCCACCAAAAUACAUAUCAUCAUGUUCACAAGGAAUAUCAUCAAGUGGUAUAUUUUCAGCAAUUUUACAAAUAUUAUCACUGUGGCUAAGCACUGGACCAAUUGCAACUGGUCUCAUGUAUUUUUUAAUUGGUGAUUUUAUUAUUAUCUUUGCAUUUAUUUCAUAUAUUUUUUUGGAGAAACAGGAAUUUUUCAAGUAUCAUAUGAAAGAGGAAGUAACGAUUAAAAAUUCUGAUAAAUCAAUUGAUGAUACACCGGGUUCAGGUGAUAAUAAUUCAGUGUCAUAUAUGAAAAUUUUAUUUAAAAUUUGGCCAUAUGGAUUGAGUAUGUUCAUAACAAUUUCUUCGACAUACGGUGUAUUUCCAGCAAUUAAUACACUUGUAAAGAGUGAAGCACCAAGCAACACAGAGUGGAACAAAAAAUACUUUGGAUCUGUGGCAACAUUUCUCAUGUUCAGUAUAGGUGAUUCUUCUGGAUGUAUAUUGUCACAAUAUUGUACUUGGCUGAUAGGCAAACCUGGCUUGGUACUUACACUUUCAAUUAUGAGGAUUAUAUUCAUUCCAAUUAUAUUGGUUUGUAAUAUUUCUGAUUAUCCUGAUAAACAAUUGCCCAUCUACAUUACAAAUGAUUUUAUCUACAUGGGAUUGAUGAUAUUAUUUUCCAUCACUCAUGGAUACUUGUGGUCAGUUUUAUUUGUUUUAAUUCCCAGAGUGGUGGAUUCAAAAGAACAAGAACUUUCAUCAACAAUGCUUAGUGCAUUUCUUGGAAUGGGAUGUAUAGCCAGUGAGUAG